This is a messenger RNA of Heteronotia binoei (common prickly gecko), 1425 nucleotides long. It is a transcript of the gene LPL, whose product is annotated as lipoprotein lipase. NCBI's taxonomy places the organism in Eukaryota, Metazoa, Chordata, Lepidosauria, Squamata, Gekkonidae. Gene Ontology annotation, molecular function: lipoprotein lipase activity; apolipoprotein binding. Gene Ontology annotation, biological process: lipid metabolic process. The coding region runs from base 138 to 1385 and encodes 415 amino acids. The record is from RefSeq and is a predicted model, not a curated record. The transcript has 8 exons.
AAUAUUCUGUCUUCACUUCAGGAGAUGCUACAGGGAAAAAGAGAGACUUCAGUGGCAUUGAGACCAAAUUUUCUUUAAGGAAGCCUGAACAGCCUUAUGAAGACACCUGCUUCUUAGUUCCUGGGCAAGAAAAUACUAUGACACAAUGCAACUUCAACCAUACAAGUAAAACCUUUGUGGUGAUCCAUGGAUGGAACGUAAUUGGCUUGUUUGAGAACUGGGUUCCCAAGCUAGUGAAGGCGCUGUAUAAGAGGGAGCCGGACUCUAAUGUCAUCAUUGUUGACUGGCUAGAUCGCGCGAGCCAACAUUAUACGAUAGCAGCUAGUAACACAGAGGUGGUGGGGAAGGAUGUUGGCGCAUUUGUUAACUGGAUAGAGGAGCAGUUUGACUACUCCCUGAACAAUGUCCAUUUGCUGGGAUACAGCCUUGGUGCUCAUGUUGCUGGAAUUGCUGGAAAACUGGCCAAUAAGAAGAUUAGCAGAAUUACUGGUUUGGAUCCUGCUGGACCUAACUUUGAAUAUGCCAAUGAAACCAGACGCCUUUCCCCAGACGAUGCUGUCUUUGUAGAUGUCUUACACACUUACACCAGAGGGUCCCCAGACCGCAGCAUUGGGAUACAGAAGCCUGUUGGGCACAUUGACAUCUACCCUAAUGGAGGUAGCUUCCAACCAGGUUGUAAUCUAGCAGAUACACUGCGGAUGAUUGCGGAAAAAGGGUUUCAAGGGCUUCAAGAGGCUGACCAGCUGGUGAAAUGCUCUCAUGAACGUUCCAUCCACCUCUUCAUCGAUUCCCUCUAUGAAAAGAAACCAAUUAUGGCAUACCGCUGCAAGUCCAAAGAAGCAUUUGAAAUGGGGCUCUGCUUGAGCUGCAGAAAGAAUCGCUGCAACAAUCUGGGCUAUAGAGUCAACCAAGUGAGAACCAGGAGGGAAACCAGAAUGUACCUGAAGACACGAGAGAGGGCACCUUAUAAAGUCUUUCAUUACCAAGUGAAGAUCCAUUUUUUUGCUAAGGAAAACAUGACUAAGACAAACCAGCCCUUACUUAUCUCUCUUUAUGGCACUGAUGGGGAAAGCAAGGACAUUUCAAUCACAAUGCCUGAGAUCUCCACAAACAAAACUUUUUCCUUUCUAAUAUACACUGCGGUGGAUAUUGGAGACCUACUCAUUGUCAGGCUGGAAUGGGAAAAAGACUCUAUUUUUAACCUGAAAGACUGGUGGAACACACCAGAGUUUGCCAUCCAGAGGGUCAGAGUCAAGUCUGGAGAAACUCAGAAAAAGUUGGUGUUCUGCUCCCGAAAUGGAAUUUCUUAUCUCAGAAAAGGGCAAGGAGCUGCAGAAUUUGUGAGAUGCCUUGGGAAAAAUGCUGCUAAAGAAAAUUCAUGGUAAGAAUUUUGUAGGUGCUGCAUAUAUUGGGAUUGGGAAAUGA